Trichoderma atroviride IMI 206040 is the source of this 798-nucleotide messenger RNA. RefSeq lists its product as uncharacterized. NCBI's taxonomy places the organism in Eukaryota, Fungi, Ascomycota, Sordariomycetes, Hypocreales, Hypocreaceae. Gene Ontology annotation, molecular function: oxidoreductase activity. The record is from RefSeq and is a predicted model, not a curated record.
AUGUCAACUGUUUUCGAAAACAAGUACGCGAUUGUCACUGGAGGUUCCAGAGGCAUCGGAGCUUCGAUUGCGCUGUUACUAGCCGAAAGAGGCGCCAAAGGAAUAGCUAUUACUUAUUCCGGCAACGAAGCAGCAGCUAAGGAUGCUAUCGCCAAGAUCAAAGCCCACGGGGCAAACGCGGUUGCAAUUCGCGCUAAUAUUUUGGACGCCGAUAUUGGAGAGACAAUAGUGAAAGGGGCUCUCGCAGGACUGAAAACCAACACAAUACACAUUCUUAUCAAUAAUGCUGCUCUUGCUACUUCAGAGCAUCUGCUUCCUAUUCUAGAUACUACCAUCGAGAAUUUUGAUAACCUCUUCCAUGCAAACGUACGGGCACCACUGUUUACAACACGCGCAGUGCUUCCUUAUAUGCCCGCAAAAGGUGGCAGAAUUAUCAAUGUGAGCUCCGUCACAGCCAAGCAGGCUGCCGAUGAGCCAGGAAUACUUUACGGGGCUAGCAAAGCGGCAUUGAAUAGCAUCACUCGCUCCAUGGCCAGCGCUCUAGCUGCAGAGAAGAGCCUUACGAUCAAUUCGAUAAGCGUCGGCCCAACUAAGACUCCCGCCAUGGAGGACGCUUUGGCUAAUCUUCCAAAAGAGUAUAUGGAGGGAUUGAAGAAUUAUGCCACUGCUGAGAAGCGAUUGGCAGAGCCGGAAGAAAUUGCAGCAAUCGUGGCUUUUGUAGCUAGCGAUGAAGCUCGUUGGAUGAAUGGAGCUAGUGUUCCUGCGAAUGGAGGGGCGAUCCUGCUAGCAGAGGGUUGA